AUGGUUCAGUCCGUGUAAACUCUCCCCUCUCCCUGCUGCGGUUCUUGGUUCGGUCGAUUUGAGCGCGAAACCUCUCCAACAAACAUGGCGCCCAAAGCAGGCCGCAGAGGGACGAAGCGCAAAGCGGAGGAAGUUCAGACAUUUACGGAGGAGAAGAAGGAGAAAGGAGAGGAGGAGGGCGGCCAAAAUGGCCUCAAAGUGCUCAUUGAACACUGCAAAAGCUGACGAGUGUAUGGGCGUAACGCCGAGGAGGUGAAAUCUGCCCUUCUGGCUGCCCGCCCCGGGCUGGCGGUGGUCCUCAACCCUGAGAAGCCCCGCAGGAACAGCUUUGAGAUCACGCUGCUGGACGGAGGCAAAGAAACAUCUCUUUGGACGGGAAUAAAGAAGGGUCCACCUCGUAAGCUGAAGUUUCCCCAGCCAGACAGUGUUGUUGCUGCUCUGCAGGAAGCUCUUAAGACUGAAUAAACACCAAGUGAAGCUGAGCAUCUUGGAGAUCUGACUGGUGGAAGCAGAAUGAUGAGGGGUGACCAAUGAGAUGUUCUCAGUCUCUCCUCUGAUGAGCCCAGCUCCAUCUGAAGUCUCCUGGACGCACGGCGACACCUAGUGGAUCAUCUGAGCAAAUGCAACUUUAUGUUUUGCAAAGUUUGUCUACAUCCCAGUUCUGAAAACUUUUGUUGUUUUUUUAACCUAAAUAAAGUAAUUUUAUUGA
Messenger RNA from Poeciliopsis prolifica (blackstripe livebearer), 709 nucleotides. RefSeq names its product selenoprotein H (gene selenoh). Gene Ontology annotation, cellular component: Golgi apparatus. The record is from RefSeq and is a predicted model, not a curated record. Lineage: Eukaryota; Metazoa; Chordata; Actinopteri; Cyprinodontiformes; Poeciliidae. The transcript has 5 exons.